GGAAGACUCCGCAUGAAGAUACAUAUAAAUAUACCUAUAAGUACCAUGCUUCAACUUCACUGACAAUCAGAAAUUUAUCUCUUUCAGCUCAAUACUUUGGAGCUUCCUUGCACUGCACGGUAUACAAAUCUGAACGACCCACAACCUUCAUACGUGCGACUCUACGAUAAAAUGACCGUCAGCGAGAACCGGAAUAUCGCCAUUGUGGGAGUUGGAUCCCUCAUGUCCAAGUCUCUUGCGGUAUGGCUAGCGAGUCUGGGAUGGAAUAUCGCACUUGUGUCCCGUUCCGAAAAGAACCUUUCGGCCAUCGCUGAUGAGGUGCGCCAUGCCCAGAAAGGCAAGAAUGGCAAAGUUGUCUACAGGGCUGCCGACGCUAGUGAGCCUGAAACACUGAAGGCAACGCUUGACUGGUGUGUCCAACAACUCGGGGGCAAGUUGGACGUUUUGAGUUACAAUGCGGCCCGCGUUGCUUUGUCUAAUGUCACUGAAUUGACAGUCGACGAGCUGGACCAAGACUUCAAGGUGUCAGUGGUGGGCACCCUGGUUGCUGGUCAAUGGUUUUCCAACGGCAAUGCCAAAGUUGAUCGGAUUGCAGAGGGUGAAUGGCCACUUUUUCUCGUCACAGGUGGAGUCCUAGAUAAGGUGCCAGAACAAACUCUUGCCUCACUAUCUUGUGUCAAAUCGGCAUCUCAAACACUGAGUCGUUUGUUUGCCAAGGAUUUGCCCGAGAAGGCCAAUAUUCUAGUCGGCAUGCCGCUGAUCUCGGGACGUGUUGUCAGUCCGGGGGAUAGUGAGUACAAUCCGAAGUUUGAUACGGAAAAGAUUAUAUCGGAAGUGUUCAAGCCAUUCUUUGAGGAUCGCGAGAAUCAAUGUGAUGGAAAGACAGGAUGGACCGUUGAAAGGAUUCUCUAGGAACUAGAGGGUGCAAUGCUACCCUGUGCUACAAGGCGGUUUGUUGGUAAUAAGUGCGGAAGAGCAUUAUCCGGAUCUGUGG
Messenger RNA from Aspergillus caelatus, 994 nucleotides. RefSeq lists its product as uncharacterized. The transcript has a single exon. The record is from RefSeq and is a predicted model, not a curated record. The coding region runs from base 172 to 912 and encodes 246 amino acids. Lineage: Eukaryota; Fungi; Ascomycota; Eurotiomycetes; Eurotiales; Aspergillaceae.